GACAGGCAUGAAAAUGACUAUGUCUACGACACCGACGAUGAGUGCUCGGGUACACAGAAAAGUGAUGCGGGCGCCACAUAAGCGGGCCCACCCGGGUAAGACGCAGCACCCGGGCAAAAUGGUGCACGCCGGGAAAAUCGCACACCACCCGGGUAAACUGGCACAUUUAGGCAAAUUCGGGAAACUCGCGCACUACGCUCACACGCACGCCCUGCGGCCGCCUGAGCCGUGCGAGAACAGUAACGACAGCGGCCUAGGACCCGACGCCGGCAACAGAUGUUCGGACACUUUGGAGGAGUGGGAACACCCGGAGUUGAAACGAAGACGCGGCGACAGUGAAGCUGCGGUUAAACUAGAAUGCGACGACGCAAACGACGCGUACGCUUUCCGUGCUCCGGGCGCGGGAGAGCCCGCGUCCGCCACUGUACCCUCGCUGCCUGACGCUCCCGCCGCCACGCUUGCGCCGGCGCUACCCACUCCCGUAAUGAGAGCUGGUUGCAGUAUAUCUAGUCCAAACAUACCUGAAAGUACUGGCAAAAGAUUCCAGGACCCGUACAGAUCGUGCGGGAAGCUGGGCAGUGCUGGGAAACUAGCCAGCAAGUACCCGGGAGGGGGGAAAUUGGUUGGUGCUGGUGGGAAACUAGGAGGCAAACUAGCAGGGAAGUGGGGAGGUAAACUAGCACAGGCAAUGGCGCGACGAAGGGUGGUAACAAACAUGAUCCCGGGCGGCAGGCCCGGGCUGUCGUCGCCACUGUCCAACAGGUCGAGGGAUGGUACCGUGGAGCUGCAGAUUCUCUGCCAGCCCGAGACACAACACAGAGCGAGAUAUCAGACUGAAGGCAGCCGAGGUGCUGUCAAAGACAAUUCUGGGAAUGGUUUCCCAACUGUCAAAUUACUUGGCUACGACAAACCAGCUGUGUUACAGGUAUACAUAGGUACAGACACAGGUAGGGUUGCCCCACACAUGUUCUACCAAGCGUGUCGAGUGUCUGGCAAGAACUCGACGCCAUGCAAGGAAAGGAAGGAGGAUGGCACAGUUAUCAUAGAAAUAGACCUGGAGCCGGCCAAGAACUGGCAGGUCACCUGCGACUGUGUCGGGAUACUCAAGGAACGUAAUGUGGACGUGGAACACAGAUUCGGUGAGGCACUAGGUGGCAAUGCGACCGUGGGCUCGGGCACCAGCGCUGCACACAUCUCACGAGGCAAGAAGAAGUCUACACGAUGCCGUAUGGUCUUCCGAACCGAUAUCAUAAACGCUGCCGGCCACACUGAGACAUUGCAAGUCUGUUCCACACAAAUUAUAUGCACUCAACCGCCAGGUGUUCCAGAAGUGUGUCGUAAAUCACUAGUAUCAUGUCCCGCGACCGGUGGACUCGAGCUCUACCUUCUAGGCAAGAAUUUCCUCAAGGAGACCCGCGUAGUAUUCUGCCAGCGACAGGACGGACGCACUCACUGGGAGGAGGAGGUCGCGCCUGACAAGGAGUUCUUACAACAGACGCACCUAGUAUGCUGCGUGCCGCCGUACUGCCGCACGGACAUAUCGGAGGCCGUGGCGGUGCAGUUGUUCGUGCGGUCGGGCGGGAAGGCGUCGGAGCCGCACGUGUUCUACUACACGCCGCCCGCGCUCGACACCGGGCCCCAGCACUGCUCGCGCCACCACACGCAAGGUGGCGAGGAGGCGCGGCCCGUGCUGCUGUGGGGCGGGAUGAUGCCGCCGCCCGCGCUGCCCGUGCGCCGCCCCUCCAUCAUACUGCCGGACCCUCACUCGCCCGUCGGACUCAAGAGCGAGGUGGCCGAUGAGACCAGCCAACACUCGCUUGUAGACGGUGGCGAGUCAUCGUGUGGCGCUGAAGGACCCGACAAGCCAAUGAGCAUGUCCGAGGAACUUAACAUCGUCGACCUCAGGCUCAAGUCUGAGAUGUCCAGGGACUCACAGAGCCAGGUGGGUUUCGUGGGUGGCUACGACAAUAUAAAGCUGUCCCCGAGCACUCCGGCGGCGAGCUCGCCUCCCUCCCCCCUGGCCACCUUCACGCAGCAGUUGCAGGCUAUACAGAACCAGGUGCAGACGGACAAGAUGGUGGAGUCCGUCACUGCCGCGAUCUUCAACUCCGACGACAACGCGCCACAGAUCUACCCCACCAUGAUGCAGCCCAUGGACACCAUGCGACAGUUGAUCUCCUCCAAGAGCGUGGACCCGCUCGAGACAGACAUGAAGGUGCUCAACCCUGAGCUCAUGAUCACAGAGACAUCCAUGCAGCAGAAUGUGCUGCAGCCCGGCGAGCAAAGACUGAUAGUAUACAACCAGAUGCAGGCCGCGGCGCAGGACGACUCCUUCCCCUUCGGCAACAUGACCAAGCUGGAGAUGGGACCCACCGCCAUCGAGCACCGCCUGGCGCAACAGUCCGCGCACAUGGAGGCCCUCGUCGAGGACGCCAUGAAGGCCACCGCCGCCAUGCUGCCCGACAGCUCCAAGCUGGACGAGCUCGUCAACUCCAGGGUGGACGACCACCUGCAGGCCGGGGCCGCGUCCCCCGCCCGCGCGGCGCCCGACCUGCUGCCGCCCAUGCCGGCGUCCGCCAUCUCGCCCGACGUCAUCCUCAACCCGCAAGUGUCGCCCAGCAUGCUGUGUGACUCGGCGCAGCGCAUCGUGAUGCCGGCCGGGCCCUCGCAGGACGAGCUCAUGAUGAUACAGGACCAGGUGCAGCUCACCUCCGUCAAGACUCCGCCCGCCGCCGUCAAGUCCAUGAUCCUCAACGCGGCCGCCGAGAUCCUCACCUCCGACACCACCAUGAACGCGCUGGUGACGUCCGCCAUCAACACGGCCAACAUACUGACCACAGAGAGCGUGUCGGGCUCCGGCGGCAUGCAGACCACGGACUCUGCCCAGCCCCCCGCGGAGCCGGCGGGAGAGACUCCACUGGUGGCCAUGUCGCAGGCCGUGUCGCAAGCAGUGACGCAGGCUGUGUCGCAGGCCGUGUCGCAGGCAGUGUCGCAGGCCGUGACGCAGGAGAUGACGGCGCCGGUGCAGGGACUCACCGACAUGAGUGACCAGGACCUCCUCUCUUACAUAAACCCCAGCACGUUUGACCAAGGUGAGUACAUGGACGUCUACUACAACUAG
This is a messenger RNA of Spodoptera littoralis (African cotton leafworm), 3121 nucleotides long. The record is from the annotation of a GenBank genome assembly. NCBI's taxonomy places the organism in Eukaryota, Metazoa, Arthropoda, Insecta, Lepidoptera, Noctuidae.